ACAUUUCUUUCCGUGAAUCGUCUGGUAAUGGCCCCCAAGGCGAAAGACAAGUCGAAGGCCGCUGCGUCGGCGGCGGCUACACCGGCGGUGGCAAUCGAAGAUCUAUUCACAUCGCUCAAUCGCCAUAUCCAGCGGUCCGAAUUUGAUCAAGCUGUCAAAGUUUCAGAUCAAGUUCUUAAGACUGCCCCUGGAGAUGAAGAUGCGAUUAGAUGCAAAGUUGUAGCUUUGAUUAAAAACGAUAACAUCGAUGAAGCUUUGUCGGCAAUUCAGGAGUUCUCGAAGAAAUCAUCCAUUGAUUUCAGCUUCUUUCGUGCAUACUGUUUGUAUCGAAAAAACAAGUUAGAUGAAGCAUUGGAGUCCUUGAAAGGGAAAGAAGAGAACACUGCAAACAUGUUACUGCAGUCGCAGAUUUUGUAUCGAUUGGGAAAAAUGGAUGAUUGCAUUAGCAUAUAUCAAAAACUUCAGAAGUCCAAGAUAGAGACUUUAGAAAUCAAUUAUGUUGCUGCCCUGGUUUCUGCUGGGAGGGCUUCAGAAGUGCAACGGGUAAUGGAUUCUUUCAGAGUUAAACCAACCAGCAGUUUUGAGCUGGCAUAUAAUGUUGCGUGCUCAUUGAUCGAAAGACAAAUGUUUAAAGAUGCAGAGCAACUAUUGCUGUCGGCGCGAAGAAUUGGUCAAGAGACACUAAUGGAAGAAAAUUUAGCUGAUGAUGACAUCGAAAUUGAAUUGGCCCCUAUAGUUGUGCAGUUAGCUUAUGUUCAGAAGAUCCUUGGCAACCAUGAAGAAGCCUUUGUACAGUACACCAAUAUUAUCAAGAAAUCUCUUGCCGAUGAAUCAUCCCUUGCCGUGUCAAUAUGCAACCUCAUUGCAUUAAAGGGACCCAAGGAUGUGUCUGAUGGCUUAAGAAAACUUGAUAAACUUAUAGAGAAAGGUGAAGGACCUUCCACCUUCCAGCUUUCCGGGGUUCUCAACCUGAAACUCUCACAGAAGCAAAAGGAAGCCAUAUAUGUUAACCGUUUGCUAUUGCUUCUUCACUCUAAUAAGUUAGAUCAGGCCAGAGAACUUGGGUCUGCACUUCCGGGUAUGUUUCCAAACAGUAUUCUACCGGUGCUCCUACUAGCUGCUGUUCAUGUAAGGGAGAACAAAGCCAACAAAGCCGAAGAACUCUUACUGCAGUAUGCAAGCAAGUUCCCUGAAAACUCUAAGGUCAUCUUCCUCGCAAGGGCUCAAGUUGCUGCAGCUGCAGGCCACGCACAAGUAGCAGCCGACUCACUGCUAAAAAUUCCAGAAAUUCAACAUAAGCCCGCAACUGUCGCCACUGUUGUCUCCCUCAAAGAGCGCGCCGGGGACAUAGAUGGUGCUAGCUCCGUGUUUGAUUCAGCAAUACAAUGGUGGUCCCAUGCCAUGACCGAAGACAACAAGCUCAAUAUCAUCAUGCAAGAGGCUGCUGCAUUUAAGCUCCGCCAUGGAAAGAAGGAUGAGGCUGCUCGUCUUUACGAAAACCUUGUGAAAAGCCAUGGAAGCAUCGAGGCUUUGGUAGGGCUAAUUCAGACCACUGCUCAUACAAAUGUUGAAAAAGCUGAAUCUUACGAAAAACAGCUCAAGCCGUUGCCCGGACUGAAAGGAAUCAAUAUAGAGAGCCUUGAAAAGACAUCUGGCGCAAAGCAAAUUGAGAAUGUGAGCAUACCCGAAAUGUAUGAACCGAAGAACAAGGAGAAAACAAAGAAGAAGAGAAAGAGAAAGCCAAGGUAUCCAAAAGGGUUCGAUCCAGCUAAUCCAGGUCCUCCUCCCGAUCCAGAAAGAUGGCUACCAAAGCGAGAAAGAUCCAGCUACAGGCCUAAGAGAAAGGAUAAAAGAGCUGCUCAAAUCCGGGGUUCUCAGGGAGCAGUUGCGAAAGAGUCGGCUGACAGUGGCAAUACUUCAAAAUCGAACCAAGCGACGAGCUCCAAAGGAAAUGUUCAGAACACAAGCACAACACAAACCAAGGGUUCAUCUAAAUCCAGGAAGAAAUCUCGAAACUGAUGUUGAAAGGUUAGCUGAAGUACACAUUACAUAUCUUACUUGCGAUUGAUGAGAGUAUUCGCAUUCGCAUUCGCGGGACCUUAGGUACGUGCAAUCUUUGGUCUUUUCUGGAUUUAUAAGUUAACUGAAAUUAUAGUAUUUACUAAUGUUUUGUGUAACAAAAAAUUGUGGGACACAGUAGCUCGAUUCUGCUGCUUUUCUUGUUAGACAUGAUCAUGAGUUGUUUUAUUUAUACCUUGCGGCAAAACUAUUUGAUGGUAUGAAAUGCACUUGUCAUUA
Molecule: messenger RNA, 2298 nt
Organism: Andrographis paniculata
Lineage: Eukaryota; Viridiplantae; Streptophyta; Magnoliopsida; Lamiales; Acanthaceae
Exons: 6
Coding region: 28-2019 (663 amino acids)
Biological process (GO): SRP-dependent cotranslational protein targeting to membrane
Cellular component (GO): signal recognition particle, endoplasmic reticulum targeting
Molecular function (GO): 7S RNA binding; ribosome binding; protein binding
Source: RefSeq, a predicted model, not a curated record